Molecule: messenger RNA, 4726 nt
Organism: Siniperca chuatsi (mandarin fish)
Lineage: Eukaryota; Metazoa; Chordata; Actinopteri; Centrarchiformes; Sinipercidae
Gene: atad5b
Product: ATPase family AAA domain containing 5b
Exons: 14
Coding region: 1489-4665 (1058 amino acids)
Cellular component (GO): nucleus
Molecular function (GO): ATP hydrolysis activity; ATP binding; DNA clamp unloader activity
Source: RefSeq, a predicted model, not a curated record
UCUUUUCUUUCUUCUUUGGAUGUUAAUAUUUUCUACAUUGUCAGCAUCUCUCUCCUCAGGUGAUUCUUGGUUGAGGUCUUCUUGCUCUGUGGACACAGUUGGUACUAUAAUAAAACUUGACUGGGGUUGUCUGCCCUCUUGAACAAAGGUACCCCUGCUGUUCCUUUCAUUUUCCUCCUGGCAGCAGUAAAUUGAGAGUCCUGGUGGUUGCUGGCCUGGUCUGACCCUCCAUAGCCAUAUGUCUCAGAUUUCCGAUUUCCAUCAUCCACAGUUUGGCUAUGUUGAACAAACUUCCUUCACACCGACUGGUCAAGUAGUGGCAGCGAACAGACCAUAAAAUUCAAUGUCCUGUGCUUUAAGCUGUUUGCUUUCAAGGCAGAUCAUAUAGGUUCAUCUUUAAUGUGGGAGAGCAACAUGUCAUCUAGGUCUAGGCUGGAUCUCUGUGUGACAAAGGGGGGACAUGUCUUCACUGACAGAGGCCCCUGGUUCAUAGGAAGGACCUGUGGACAGUCAAGAGAACAUGUUCACCAUUGUUGGUGUCACACACCUAGUUUGACUUCUUUUUAAGGUGUCUCAUGACUAUUAUUCUACCAAAUAAGCAGUGUACGUUUCAAGGGACGCUGCUUAUUUGGUAGACGUAGACAACAAGACAUCUACAAUCCUACACUGUAGGACCUUUCCUUCAGGACCCUGUCCAACACCUUACGCUGAUGGUCCCCCUGUUUGCAGCGGGUCAACUGCUCCUCAUAUUCCGUGAUAGCGCUUUCAGAACCCCCACAUAUCUCUGUUGCAGCCACUAAUAGACGCGUAUUAACGUACUCCCUCAAUAUAGUGCAUUUUAGACAUUGUGACGAGCUGUUUUCCUUUAGUUACGACUGCAAAACCAGCAAAACACACGUUCAAAAAAGACGCACAAAAGCAGGUAACAACCAUAGACUGUAUAAACCAGGUAACAACAGCAAGAGCUGCCACUCCGCACUUCAUUUUGGGGGAAUAAAAAAAGUGUUGGAGUUAUGGUUUUAGAGGAAAAUAUGUCCUCCCCAACCUUUAAAGUUAAUUUAUGCCGUCAGAGUGUAUAAACAACGUUUAGGCUUGUGUGAUGUGUAGCUUACAACGACUUAUCUGAAUCAGUUCGCUUCACUUACUGAACUGUACAAGAGCAUCCGUGCAACUUGUCUGUGCAUACACGAUCUUUGGCUUCACUAAACUUCUCGCGCUCGUUUUAAACGUCAUUCUAGAUCGACGCAACAUGAACCGUUAGUGUUCAGAGGUUUGGUGUAUUUAUUUGUAGCGUUUACCUUUUAAACUUUAAUGAAUUUAGAUCAAAUACACGCUUAGCUAGCGUGGUCGGUGUAAAAGAAAAUGGACACUUUUGCCUAAAGUUAACGUCGCACAUAUUGACAUUAACCGCCGCAUCACGCAUGACCGCCAAGCAAGCGCCAAAGCCAAAAUGCCACCGGAAAGUCUUUAAAAUUGAAGUCCUUUACGAUGCGAAACAAACUCAAACGGAACAAGACAUGUAAAGAUGCUUCGUGCCCAAGCAAAGACCGCCCGCGAGCCGCCGAGGUGAUAACGUUAGUGUUAUCAGAGUCGAGCUGCUCCAAUGAUGAAACAUCACAAACAGAUUCAGCCUCGCAGGCAGCAAGAGACACAUCUGGUUCAGAUGUUGCUGCUGCAGGCUUCUCCUCCAGAAAAGUUCAACCACUUCAGGAGCAGAGGAAGACUUUUUGCGCAAAAGACAUUAAAAUUGCCCCAAUUUUCAUGUAUACAAAACGGCACAGUAAGAGUAAACCGAGCAGUGAUAGGAAGCUGGAUCAGCCUGUAGACAAGCUGCAGGAAUCAGUGCCCCCUCCUCAGAUUGAAGAUGUGCAACUGGUGAAAAGUAAGCAGCGGUUAUCAACAGUUUCUCACCUGAAAGAGAGAAAGGGGUCCUGGGGAGGACAGUUGUCACCCUCAGCUCUGCACUGCUGUCUGGAACAAAUCCAAACAUCUAACCCAGCAUUUCCAGCCCGAACAGUGUUCAGCACUUUGCAGAAGAAAGCGAGUAAAAGGCUGCAGGAUUUUGGAUCCACAGCAGAAAACUCCCUACAGAACCACUUAAAAGAGAAGAGGAAACGGGGAAAUGAAAGCCCUGAGAGGGUGCCCAAACGUCUGAGGUCUAGUCUCACUGCAGAAGGUGCCGUUGGUAUGGGUCACAGUCACAUGUCAGUACAGCAUGUCCAGGAAAGUACUAGCCAGACGGUCAAGAAGCAGCCCAGAAGCAACAAGCUAAGUCGCACUCACAGACUGAGGCAGCAAAGUGGGAGCCCAGCAGGCCUGGUGAACAACUGUGAGCCGUACUCUGGAUUGAUGAAUCACACAGAAUCUUACUGCCAGUUACUCAAAACGUCUGACAUUCUCCAAAGAGAUUCCAGUUUUGAGGAUGUUCUCUGGACAGACAAAUACAGUCCUCAGCAUUCAAGUGAAGUCAUUGGCAACUCUGCCUCUGUGAAAAAACUGAAACGUUGGUUGAAGAAAUGGAAACUAAGAGCCGACUGUGACGGGAGGAGAAAAAUGGAGGAAAGGAAACAAGAAGACAACCGCAAUGACUCAUGGGACUGUGGAGACUUCCAGGGUGAGGCUGGGGCUGAGGACGACACAGAGGAGCCACUGUGUAAUGCCAUGCUGAUUACAGGACCUCCAGGUGUGGGCAAGACCGCCUCGGUGUAUGCCUGCUCUCAGGAGCUUGGCUUCAAGGUAUUUGAGGUGAACUGCUCCUCACAGCGGAGUGGCUGCCAUGUGCUGUCCCAGCUGAAGGAGGCUACCCAGUCCCACUUAGUGGAGAUGUCAGGGAAGGACCCACUGAAACCAGCUUACUUCAACAAUUACAGCUGCACUCCUAAAUCUGAGACUUUACCUGGAAAAACAGUGCCUCCGAAAAAUGUCACCUCUACCUCAAAAAAGAGAGUGGCACAGAACUUUGGCCACUCCAGUCGCAAAGGAAAAGCUAACCCAGCCACAGUCACUUUGGCCAACUACUUCAAGAUAAAGGCCAAAGCAGAUCACUUUCACUUCUGUGGCCUGUCGCCAUCUGAAAAACCAGACAGCAAGAAAUCCGGCAAAUCAUCACCAGGCUGUGAUCAAACAGUGCCACCGAACAAAAAGACAGCCACAUCACUCAUUCUGUUUGAAGAGGUUGAUGUCAUAUUUGAUGAUGAUGUUGGUUUCCUCGCAGCCAUCAAGACUUUCAUGUCAACCACUAAAAGACCAGUCAUUCUGACCACCAAUGAUCCCUCAUUCAGAGAAAGAUUCAACUGCAGCUUGGAGGAAGUGAUUUUCAAAACCCCAUCAGCGAUCAAUGUCUGUAGCUACCUGCAGCUGUUGGGUCUGGCUGAGAAUGUGCGACUGGAGUUGGACGACGUUAGCAGCCUCCUCAGACUGUCCAGAGGUGACAUCAGGCGCUGCUUGCUGCAGCUGCAGCUCUGGGUGCAGAGUGGUGGCUUGCCUAAGGAGCCUACUCGUGUACAGCACUCAAGUGUUACUGAAAGAGGAGACAAUAUAGAUUCCCAGUGUCCUCAAUGUGACACAGGCUGCACUGCUAGCAUGCUGGGUCUCCACCCUGUGACCCCAAAUCAACUGCUUAACCUUCUAAAGUGUCAGUACUGGUCUGAAAUAGACGUGAACAAGCUCCUGAGACUGCUAGCUGAGAGCUGGAGAGGAGGUGUGCCUCUUCUGUACUCCAACCUGGAGCUCCUUCUACCCAUCGGGGCCAAGGGAACUUCAGUCCCCUUCAUGGACAGGGGGACUUGUUCUGGGCUGCAAAGUGAGCUGACGCCCUCUGACACUGACCUUCACAUCCAGCAGCUGGAUGGAAAUGUCAGUCCAAAGGCGUCAGCCACCAACAGCAAAUCUGUUAGGAAUAACUCCAGGCUUAGCAGAAGGAAACAUGACGCCACGUCAUCUUCCAGUUUGACGCAAACUCCAUUACCGUCAAAGAGUUCAAGAGCCCCUAGUUCGAGAGACAAGACUGAACAAAACGCAGCCAAAGUGGCAACCGACUGUUUAGAUGCCUUGACCGACUUCUUUGACCUCAUGUCAUACCUUGAUGCCACAAUGCCAGCUGCAGAACCGCUUGUUUCAGGCUCAUGCAGACCUGAGGCGUUUGUCUGGACAGGAGCUGAGAUAAAGGAUGGCUUGUUGGAUGAGAUGAGCGAGGAGGAGGGCAGGAGUAGGAGCCAGGAGAGGCUGUUGGAUAUUCAGGCUGCCGUUGAGGGCUUGGGGUGUCACAGGUGCUGUUGGCGGGUGUCUGAGGCGUGCACUGAAGCCCAAAAAUACCGACAGGAACUGGCAGACACAAGGUGGGGAAGGCUGGUGGAGAGACUAACGCUACCCGCCUCUUCCAAAAGACAGAGUCUCAGCUUUAGUUUUCAACCCCUGUGUGCACCAAGUGUGUCCCAAAGGAGGUACGAGCUGAGCAGGACGGUGCUUGGCAUUGAAUCUUUCAGCCUGCUGGGGAACAGGCAAGCUGUCAGUGUCGACUACACGCCGGUUCUCCGCUUCAUCUGCCGCUUUCAGAAACAACAGCAACAGAAAGAGGAGCCAGUCAGGUGUCUGAACAACCUCAGCAGAUUACACCUGGGUCUCUCAAAGUCAACUAUUCAAGUUCUGGCAGAAGAUUUCUCGUAGAGAAAAGAACCUCACCUUACUCCAGUCAAUAUUUAUUUUUAUGUGCAUUCAUUUUACCUGA